Molecule: messenger RNA, 852 nt
Organism: Nelumbo nucifera (sacred lotus)
Lineage: Eukaryota; Viridiplantae; Streptophyta; Magnoliopsida; Proteales; Nelumbonaceae
Cellular component (GO): mitochondrion
Source: RefSeq, a predicted model, not a curated record
AAAAAAUAAUGGGAGGGUUCACGAAGGUGGAUCGAAAGCGUCCAUAGAAUGCGAGCAAACGAUACUAAUGAAUCCCUCGAUCGCUUUGACUUGAGAAGGGUUUCAACUUUCACUUUUCUUCUGGAUUUUCCUAGCCCAACGAUCGGUCGAGAAUCUCUUUCAUUUUACGACCGGCAGGCAAGAACUAACAGCUGCCUGUAAGGUGGUAUUUGGAAUCAAGCGGGAUAAUUCUAUACCAUCUCUGUCGAACCUAGCUGGCCCUUUAAAACUUCUCGGUUGUCAUCAUGGAGAGGCAACACCAUCGUCGUUUAAUGAGAAGACGAUGGGUAACAACAUCUGGAAUUUGCGGGAACAAAAUGCAUCCUCCUUUAACAUUACACAGGCAUCCAAUGUGUGCAGAAAUCAUUGAAGAAUUUCAGAAGUGCCAUGCGGACCAUCCUGUCAAAAAAUUCUUUGGUGAGUGCACAGAUCUCAAGAUAAAGCUUGAUCGCUGUUUCCGGCAAGAGAAAGCUUUAAAGAGGAAGGCAAACUUUGAACAGAGUAAAAAGUUGAGGGAGAGACUACAAGCUUACAGGAAGGAGGAUGCUGAGAAAAUCUCGUAACGGUAACAUGGUUGAAAGCUUUCAGCAUUGAAAUAACAAUCCUUGUAGAAAGAAAGGGGCAGCUUCUAGUGUAACAGAAAUUAUGGUCUCCUAACCAUGUUCAAGAAAUAUGCUGGGAUUUUGGCCAUUUCACGCUGUAUUUUAAAAAUUUAAUACACUUGGUCAAGAUAAAAUUAGAGUGCAAUUUCUUUGCCAUCACGAGCAUGAGCUCUUUGCAUUUGAUUUAUGGAAGCGGCAAUUGAGCUGUUAA